Loa loa (African eye worm) is the source of this 2216-nucleotide messenger RNA. RefSeq lists its product as hypothetical. Gene Ontology annotation, biological process: nuclear migration along microtubule. Gene Ontology annotation, cellular component: nuclear membrane. The transcript is spliced from 10 exons. NCBI's taxonomy places the organism in Eukaryota, Metazoa, Nematoda, Chromadorea, Rhabditida, Onchocercidae. The record is from RefSeq and is a predicted model, not a curated record. Gene Ontology annotation, molecular function: actin filament binding; lamin binding. Bases 1 to 1563 code for a protein of 520 amino acids.
AUGGUAGGGGACGCAUUAUCGUGGAGCGCUGGCUCUCUUAUCCUUUUUAUUGCUCUUAUUUUUUAUGUCCUGUACCAUAUCUUUAGGCCAUUUUGGAAAGCGAUGGUAAAUUGUUGGUUUUGCAAUGAGAAUGUUCGCGUCUCUUAUUGCAGUCAAAAAGCAUUUGUUUGUCCUAAGUGUGGGCAGUAUAACGGUUUCAAGGAAGAUGGCGAUUAUGAUCGAUUCAUUCCAGAGCAAAAAUACGAAUUUCUAAAUCCGAUUCCUAAAAAAAAGAUAAAUGGAAAUCGCGAAUCAAUCACUGCUAGUGGUUUAUGUCAAAGAUGCAACACGCAGCAGGCACGUAUUCAAUCACAAAUCAACAAAUUUGAACCUCGAAAUGAGGCAAAUUUCGAUGGCGAGUUCGAAGUAUAUAAAACACGUUUACAUAAGAGUUAUCCGCUUUGCAGUGAUUGUGAGCAGUUCGUGCAAAGAAAAUUGGAACUCGACAAGAAAUUUGGUUUAAAUCAACUACAGAUCAAUCGCACUGUUUCGGACCUUACUUCUACCCGUCAUCGACCGUCAUCUCAAAAAUACUUCUCUGAGAUCAGUGAAGUACCACGAGGUGGUCGCAGUCACCGAUGCCGUCGUGCAGCACUUUUUAAUUGUGGACCUGUCGCAAACUGUUUAAAUAUGAUCACAUUUUCUAUUUCUUGUUGUCUUUUCGUUGUUUAUUUACUGCAGCUACAGAAUAAUACUACUACUGCUUAUUUGUUCGACUUGAGUCAGUUGUUACCUUGUUAUGUGCUGUCUUCAUGGAUACCAUUUCUGAUGUUCCAUAUUACGAAGAUAAUUCUCCUCGGCCUCAGUUCACAUAUUACCUCAGUGAUUGUAAUGCAUGCUCGACGAUCCUUGCCUGAUAUCGUCUCAUUUUUUAUUUGGUGUGUAUUAUUAUUCCUAAAAAGUAAUGAAGGUGAAAAGCUGGAAUCGUUCCAUUCGCAGUUAAGUUUCGUGUCUAUACUAUGUAUAGUUUCAUUUGCUGUUGCAUUUUUUCCUCGAAAAUUAUUACAUCGGAAACGGCCAAACAGUAUCAUAAAAAGUGCAUUUUCAAUAGCAAGUACUCCGGUAUCGCAAUGUAGCACCUUGUCUGCUCAUACUGGUAGAAGUAUAUCGUUUUCGGGAAGUGUGCGAGAUAAAACUAUCUCAUCUCAAGAAUCAACGCCUGCGAAAGAAUUGGGACAGCUCUUCAAUUCCUUAUCACUUGGUGAUAAUUUGAGUUCUUGCUACAGAACACCAAUUUUGCAGCAACGGCGAGGUCCUUUCGAUUCUAUGAAAAAACCAGUAUUGGCAGAACCUCGUUUGCGAAUUCGUGAUACGCGAGAAGGAAUAUUUUUAGAUAAUGGAAUGCAUCUUCCUGGCUCACGCUACGUGAAAUCAUUUGCUCCGUCAACGAUAGCAUCAUUAAGUAUCACACCUGAUCCACCAAAAUUUACAUUGUUUAACAUCAUUUGUGUGCUGGGAAUGUUGUCAAGUUUAGCUUUGAAUGUUUUCAUGUUUUGCAAGCUAUUUUAUUCGACGAAAUCAUGAACAUCAUUAAUGUUUAUUAGGCAAUGAACUCUUACUGUUCACGUGUUAAAUUUCUAUGUUAGUGAGUGAUAGGCGAUAAAUGCUAUCGCAUAUUGUUGGCAUUAAAAGCAUUAUAUUAGGAAUUAAAGCGAAUGCGUGAUUAAAUUAAAUCAUAUUUAGUAUAUAAGACUAUAAGAGAUAUUGCAUUUAUCAGUUUUGAACUUCUCGGGUGCGUAAAUGCUCGGUAUUCCGUACCUUUUAGGUGUCUGGCAUUCACUUUCUUAAGUACUAUACUAUAAAGACUAGGCCAUGGUUUGUGUUUGUAUAUUUUCAUGUUGCGUUUUUCGACUAAGAUCCCAGUGAUUUCCUUUUAACGACUGUUAUUGUUUGUUGAUUAGUUUCAAUGUCAUUGCUCUGUUAUAUGGUUUUAUCUCUCUUGUUUGAAGAAAUAUUUGAGGAACUUGCUUACUUUUUUCUGGCUAGAAGUUUUUAACUGUCGAUGUGAAUCAAAUGGGUUGACAGAAUAAAUCUAAGAUAAGACAGAUGAUUAGAAUUCCUGGAUCAAUAAAUGAUCAUCAUACGGAGUUAGUGAGUGAUAUUGAUGUCAGUUUAAGUGAAAGGGAAUACAUAUUUGAGAAGGUCCGUGGUCUCACCUAUAUGAUGUUACCAAAAAU